AUGCAACUCAAUUUCAUUUUGGCCGUCGCCUUUUCUAUUGCCGGCGUUCCGGCUGCUUCCACCUAUAGCGGAAACGAGCCGAGGCUUAGACAAAAUUCUGCCCCCAGGCCCGCACCGGUCCCUGCUCCAAAGCCCAAGAUUGGAGGUGGGAGUUCCGAGGCUCCGAAUACCGGGUUGAUAACUCAGGAUUGGCUGCGCACUCAAGCUGGUAACAACAGCCUUUUCACGCGAUGGAGGCCACGCUCCCAUUUUAUUGCACCUCACGGCUGGAUGAAUGAUCCAUGCGGCGCCGUCUACGACCCGGCCACCGACUUAUACCAUUUGAGUUAUCAAUUUCAUCCAAAUUACGUCAACUGGGGCAAUAUUUCCUGGGGCCAUGCUAUUUCUAAAAAUCUAGUCCAUUGGACCGAUGCGAAAGAUUGGAAAGAUGAUUCAUCUGUCUCUUUGGCUGCUGGACGUGUCCAUCAUUUGCCAACCAAUUGGAAGCUUCCUUAUACACCAGGCACCGAAAUCCAGGCGCUUUUCACCAGCAGUGACGGCGGCAGUACAUGGAAGGAAAUCGGACCUGUUAUUAACAGCCCGCCGACUGGCUGGAAUCCUCAUUAUUACGCCACCUUCGGGUCUGGUUUAAAAGGUCCUAAUGUUCCUGCGAAGCUCCAUGGAACUGCCCGCCCUGGGUUUCUCGGUCCGCGCAUGCCUCUUUACGCCGCACCAGCUUCGAACUUGACGGAUUGGUCCUUCCUCGGUGCCCUGUGGGAACCGACUGCCAACUCUAGCCUUGGUGCCCCAGAUGUUACUGGCUCCUACGGAUAUAACUUUGAAGCGAGCGGCCUUUUCAACAUUCCUAUCGGUGCCAAAACCAACGACGGUGCUUGGUUUACCGUUAUGGGUUCCGAAGGUGGGAAUACCCUUCGUCAUACCCGCGAGCAGUGGGCACUUUGGAACCGUGGCGCCGUUUCCAGCGGCACUAAUGGUGGCGUCCAAUUCAAGCCCACUUCAGGUGGUGCCGUCGACUGGGGUUUGGCAUAUGCACACUCAACCUGGGCAGACACUCGCAAAGGAAACAAUAGGAGGGUGAUGUGGGGGUGGGCAAACGAAGACCCCGAACUUGACAUGAGAUAUCACGUCCUUAAAGCUUUUGGUUACGCUGGGUCUAUGACACUACCGACAGAGCUUUUUGUUAAAGAGACGCAAGGGGUGCGCAAAAACCAUUACGUGGACGGGAACGAAUGGAUCGCGGGCAAGGGCGGCGCCUACACUGCUCAAACGUUGGGAAUUCGACCUUUGACAGAGGUUGUGGAAACGAUUAAGAAGGGGGCAACCCAACAAGCCCUAAACGUUGGCCUUGUGUCGACAAAAGGGGGUCCCCAAAAGGUUUCUAGCGACGUAGGCGAUUCGUUUAUUUUAACGGCGACAAUCUCAUCCAUCAAAGGCACUGGUGGAAUCAUCAUCGCUCAAAGCCCGGAUAACUCCGAAUAUACCAGUAUUGUCUUCGAUACGCAAGCCAAGACAAUCGGAGUUCGGCGUGACCAUAGCAGUUCGGUGUUCGUAAACGACCGCUUUGCACUAACCAGCCGCGUUUACCCGAUGCGCAAGGACAGUACGGGACUGAGUUUUUUUGCUGGGGAACCUAAUCCAACAAUGAAAAACGGGAUGUCCAAAGCCGUCAACCCAAGCGCAGUCGAAUGGAAGGAUGUGAAAGUUUGGAAGGGUUUGGACAAGGCCUGGCCAAAGAGGCCGGAAGACUCGAGCUCAAAGUUGCGUUGGGAUACUGCCGAGCAAACGGGAAAUUAUACCUGGUGGGCCGACAUGCGAUUUCAGUGCUUCAACUAA
Messenger RNA from Pyricularia oryzae 70-15, 1833 nucleotides. RefSeq names its product beta-fructofuranosidase. NCBI's taxonomy places the organism in Eukaryota, Fungi, Ascomycota, Sordariomycetes, Magnaporthales, Pyriculariaceae. Bases 1 to 1833 code for a protein of 610 amino acids. The record is from RefSeq and is a predicted model, not a curated record. Gene Ontology annotation, molecular function: sucrose alpha-glucosidase activity. Gene Ontology annotation, biological process: sucrose catabolic process. The transcript has 6 exons.